CAGGCGUGGUCCCUGUCUGCACUCAGUGUUCUGGCAGGUGCAGCCGCCGCGGGGCCGGAUCCUCGGCGCUGCAGAGCCCGUCUCCUGGGAAAUGGGGCGGGCUGUGUUUCCUUGACCGACUAUUGUGAGCGCCCCCUCUCCAGCAGAGCGGAGACCAUGGACCCCCCUCAGGGCCCCCGGGCUCCACUGGAAUUCGGUGGCCCCAUGGGCGCCGCGGCUCUGAUGCUGCUGCUGCCUGCCACUGUGUUCCAUCUGCUCCUGGCGGCCCGCUCGGGCCCCGCGCGCCUCCUGGGCCCACCAGCGUCACUGCCAGGGCUGGAGGCGCUGUGGAGCCCACGGGCGCUGCUGCUAUGGCUCGCCUGGCUCGGCCUGCAGGCGGCGCUCUAUCUACUGCCGGCGCGCAAGGUGGCUAAGGGGCUGGAACUGAAGGACAAGAGUCGCCUGCGCUAUCCCAUUAACGGUGCCUGGGGAACGGGCCCUCGCGCUGGAAUUGUGCGGCCGGGGGUGGAGCUCCAGGCCUGGCGGGGAGGUCCACGGAGAUUGGCCCCCACCCCAGGCUUCCAGGCCCUGGUGCUGACCGCUCUGUUGGUGGGGCUGGGGAUGUCGGCGGGGCUGCCUCUGGGGGCGCUCCCGGAAAUGCUCCUGCCCUUGGCGUUUGUCGCCACCCUCACCGCUUUCAUCUUCAGCCUCUUUCUCUACCUGAAGGCGCAGGUAGCCCCAGUCUCGGCCCUGGCACCUGGGGGUAACUCAGGCAAUCCGAUUUACGACUUUUUUCUGGGACGGGAGCUCAACCCUCGUAUCUGUUCCUUCGACUUCAAAUAUUUCUGUGAACUGCGGCCUGGCCUCAUCGGCUGGGUCCUCAUCAACCUGGCCCUGUUGGUGAAGGAGGCAGAGCUUCGAGGCAGUCCCUCACUGGCCAUGUGGCUGGUCAAUGGCUUCCAGUUACUCUAUGUGGGUGAUGCCCUCUGGCACGAGGAGGCUGUCCUUACCACCAUGGACAUCACACAUGACGGGUUUGGCUUCAUGCUGGCAUUUGGGGACAUAGCUUGGGUACCCUUCACCUACAGCCUGCAGGCCCAGUUUCUGCUGCACCACCCACAGCCCCUAGGGUUGCCCAUGGCCGCUAUCAUCUGCCUCAUCAAUGCUAUUGGUUACUACAUCUUCCGUGGGGCGAAUUCCCAGAAAAACACUUUCCGAAAGAAUCCUUCUGACCCCAGAGUGGCUGGGCUUGAGACCAUCUCUACAGCCACAGGGCGGCAGCUGCUAGUGUCUGGGUGGUGGGGUAUGGUCCGCCAUCCCAACUACCUUGGAGACCUCAUCAUGGCUCUGGCUUGGUCCUUACCCUGCGGGGUGUCACACCUGCUGCCCUACUUCUACCUCCUUUACUUCACCGCGCUGCUGGUGCACCGUGAGGCCCGGGAUGAGCAGCAGUGCCUGCAGAAGUACGGCCUGGCCUGGCAGGAAUACUGCCGGCGUGUGCCUUACCGCAUCAUGCCCUACAUCUACUGAAGCGGCUCCACCACCCCAGGUCGGGGCAUGUGCCCACUCAUCCAGCACACCCAGGACCAGGAGACAGGGCACACUCAGGACUCAGGGGCUUGCACCCCACCCAGCCCUGAGGAUGAACAGCCUCAGAGAAGAGGCAGUUUAGAGCGAGGAAAAAAUGAAACAAGUGACCAAAAUCA
This is a messenger RNA of Callithrix jacchus (white-tufted-ear marmoset), 1685 nucleotides long. The record is from RefSeq and is a predicted model, not a curated record. Lineage: Eukaryota; Metazoa; Chordata; Mammalia; Primates; Cebidae.